Molecule: messenger RNA, 402 nt
Organism: Perkinsus marinus ATCC 50983
Lineage: Eukaryota; Perkinsozoa; Perkinsida; Perkinsidae
Exons: 3
Coding region: 1-402 (133 amino acids)
Source: RefSeq, a predicted model, not a curated record
AUGGAGAAUCCAGUUUGCGAUGCUGAGUCGUUCCAAUAUGCUCACGAGACUCUUAAGAAUAGUGGCACUGCUGGUACCCUUGAUCUCAAUGCGAAUCAUCAUACUCCUCCACAUUCGCCAGCGCUCGCUGAAGGCAUUGAUCUAGCUCUGACUCGUUCUAUCGACAGGGUAGCUACUCGUAACCCUCGUCUCGAAAGCAGUACAAAACUAACCGUUAUGUUACGUAAUAUUCCCAAUAAGCUCACUCAAAUUGACAUCGCCAACGCCGUGAAGCACGAGGGUUUUUUUGGUGAUUUCGAUUUUUUAUAUUCACCGAUUGAUUUCAAGUCUCUCAUACAGUUGCCAAAGCAAACUCAUCUGGGCUGUAUCGGGAUAACAAAAGUGGCUCGAGAGCUACUGUGA